AUGGGGCAAGCAGCUUUAUUACCCCGCAGAAAAGGAGGUACCUAUGUUAUGGAGCUACAUGAGUGGUAUAGAAAAUUUAUCAACGAGUGUCCUAGUGGACUGAUAACUCUGCACGAAUUCCGAACGCAUUUCUGCAAUGGAACAGUAGGCCAUGAUUCUUCAGAAUAUGCUGAACAGAUCUUCCGAACUUUGGACAGCAACGGGGAUGGCAUUGUUGACUUCAGAGAGUAUGUUACUGCCAUAAGCAUGCUAAUACAGGGUUCCCCUGAAGAAAAACUGAGGUGGUCUUUUAAACUGUAUGAUAAGGACAAGGAUGGAGCAAUUACUCGCUCAGAAAUGUUUGAAAUCAUGCAAGCUGUGUACAAAAUGAGUGUGGCUGCCUCACUGACAAAAGUGAACCCGUUGACGGCAGAAGAAUGUACAAACAGGAUGUUUGCCAGGCUGGAUAAGGACAAAAAUGCUAUUAUCAGCCUGGAUGAAUUCAUUGAAGGAGCUCUAAAUGAUGAAUGGAUUCACAAAAUGCUGGAAUGUGACCCCAAUACUGUCAAAGUGGAAAAAGCACAGAAGAACAGUCAGGCUCCAUUUUAA
Messenger RNA from Polypterus senegalus (gray bichir), 588 nucleotides. RefSeq lists its product as uncharacterized. Bases 1 to 588 code for a protein of 195 amino acids. Gene Ontology annotation, molecular function: calcium ion binding. The record is from RefSeq and is a predicted model, not a curated record. The transcript is spliced from 5 exons. NCBI's taxonomy places the organism in Eukaryota, Metazoa, Chordata, Cladistia, Polypteriformes, Polypteridae.